Molecule: messenger RNA, 5343 nt
Organism: Oppiella nova
Lineage: Eukaryota; Metazoa; Arthropoda; Arachnida; Sarcoptiformes; Oppiidae
Source: the annotation of a GenBank genome assembly
AUGACCGAGUGUCCGGGUCAUUUCGCGCACCUGGAGUUGGCUAAACCGGUGUUUCACAUCGGGUUCAUGAAACAGAUUAUCAAGACUUUGCGAUGCGUUUGCUUCUACUGCUCGAAGCUAUUGAUAUCACCGACGAAUCCGAAGCUCAAAGAGAUUAUCAAUGAAACCAAAGGCAAUCCACGCAAGAGGUUGGGUCACGUGUACGACCUCUGCAAAGGCAAAAACAUAUGCGAAGGCGGCGAAGAGAUAGACAUCACGAAAGCCGACGGCGCGGAUGAGACGGAUCAGCUCAAGAAGAAGAUGAACACUCACGGCGGGUGCGGUCGCUAUCAGCCCAGCAUUAGACGAGUGGGACUGGAGUUGACGGCGGAGUGGAAGCACUUGAAUGAAGACUCGCAGGAGAAGAAGAUCUUCUUAACCGCCGAAAGAGUGCACGAAGUCUUCAAACACAUCACCGAUGAAGAGGUUAUUAUCAUAGGAAUGGAUCCCAAAUAUGCCAGACCUGACUGGAUGUGUGUCACUGUACUACCGGUGCCGCCGUUGUGCGUCCGACCGGCGGUCGUAAUGUUCGGUUCCGCCCGAAAUCAGGACGACUUGACUCACAAACUGUCAGAUAUUGUCAAAUGUAAUGCAGAGCUGAUCCGUAACGAACAGUCGGGUGCGGCCACUCAUAUCAUCGCCGAGAACGUGAAGAUGCUUCAGUACCACUGCGCCACUCUCGUGGACAAUGACAUCCCGGGUAUACCCAAAGCGCAACAGAAAAGUGGUCGACCCCUCAAGUCUAUCAAACAGCGCCUGAAGUCAAAAGAGGGCAGAAUUAGAGGCAAUCUUAUGGGCAAACGCGUCGACUUCAGCGCCCGUACUGUCAUUACCCCCGAUCCUAAUCUCCGCAUCGAUGAGGUGGGGGUCCCCAGGAGUAUAGCGCAGAACAUGACGUUCCCCGAGAUAGUGACCCCUUUCAACAUCGAUCAGAUGCACGAAUUGGUCAGAAAAGGUCACAAUCAAUAUCCCGGCGCUAAGUAUAUCAUCAGAGAUAAUGGCGAACGCAUUGACCUCCGCUUCCAUCCGAAGCCCUCUGACCUUCACCUGCAAUACGGCUAUAAAGUGGAGAGACAUAUAAGGAAUGGCGACGUAAUAGUGUUCAACAGACAGCCCACUCUCCACAAGAUGUCAAUGAUGGGCCACAAGAUCCGAAUCCUGCCGUGGAGUACAUUCCGAAUGAACCUAUCGGUGACGACCCCUUACAACGCGGACUUCGAUGGCGACGAAAUGAAUCUUCACGUCCCGCAGAGUCUGGAGACGAGGGCUGAGAUCGAGCAGCUCUGUAUGGUUCCCAGAAAUAUCAUUACCCCUCAGAGCAACAAACCGGUGAUGGGUAUCGUGCAGGACACCCUCACCGCAGUCCGCAAAAUGACAAAACGGGAUAUCGAGCAGCUCUGUAUGGUUCCCAGAAAUAUCAUUACCCCUCAGAGCAACAAACCGGUGAUGGGUAUCGUGCAGGACACCCUCACCGCAGUCCGCAAAAUGACAAAACGGGAUGUGUUUCUAGACAAGGAACAAAUGAUGAAUCUCUUGAUGUUUCUGCCGAUUUGGGACGGAAAGAUGCCAAUGCCUGCCAUUCUUAAGCCCAAACCCCAGUGGACUGGAAAGCAGUUGUUCUCUCUCAUCAUUCCCGGUCCGGUGUCUCUCAUACGCAACCACUCCACACAUCCCGACGAGGAGGACGACGGACCCUAUAAGUGGAUAUCACCGGGAGAUACAAAGCUUCUCAUAGAGCACGGGGACCUCCUAUCGGGUAUUGUGUGCUCGAAAACCGUAGGAAAGGCUGCCGGUUCUCUCAUGCAUGUGGUGUUCAACGAAAUGGGUCACGAGAUCUGCGGUCUGUUUUACGGACACAUCCAGACUGUAGUCAACAAUUGGCUUCUACUCGAAGGCCAUACCAUUGGUAUCGGAGACACAUUCGCCGAUCCGCAGACUUAUACGGACAUUCAAGAGACGAUCAAAAAAGCCAAACAAGACGUGAUUGAAGUGAUAGAGAAGGCCCACAACGACGAGUUAGAGCCCUCCCCCGGAAACACAUUGCGCCAGACGUUUGAGAAUCAAGUGAAUCGUAUCCUCAACGACGCCAGAGAUAAGACGGGAGCGUCGGCUCAGAAGUCGUUGUCCGAGAACAACAACUUCAAGUCAAUGGUGGUGUCGGGCGCUAAGGGAUCGAAGAUUAAUAUAUCGCAAGUGAUUGCAUGCGUGGGUCAGCAGAACGUUGAGGGGAAACGGAUUCCGUUUGGGUUCCGGAAGCGGACUCUCCCGCACUUUAUUAAAGACGAUUACGGACCCGAAUCACGUGGUUUCGUGGAGAACUCAUACCUCGCGGGACUCACCCCUUCGGAGUUCUUCUUCCACUCCAUGGGUGGCAGAGAAGGUCUCAUCGAUACUGCCGUCAAAACCGCCGAAACGGGUUAUAUUCAGCGCCGACUGAUUAAAGCCAUGGAGUCAGUGAUGGUUACAUACGACGGAACUGUACGUAACUCUAACGGACAGGUCAUUCAAUUGCGUUAUGGAGAGGACGGCUUAGAUGGCUGUGCCGUUGAGAUGCAGAACUUGCCGACCCUUAAGCCCAACGAUAAGGCAUUUAGGGAUCGGUUUAAGUUCGACGCCAGUAAUGAACGAUAUCUGCGGAAAGUCUUCACCGAAGAAGUGGUUCGCGAUCUGUUGGGCAACAGUUCAUCGCUGUCUGAGUUGGAACAGGAAUGGGAUCGUCUGAAAGCCGACAGAGAGAUCCUGAGGACUAUAUUCCAGACGGGAGACUCCAAAGUAGUCCUUCCCUGCAAUCUAAACCGCAUGAUAUGGAACGCGCAGAAGAUAUUUCACGUGAACCUCAGGGGACAGACAGACCUCUCGCCCCUCAAAGUGAUUGAUGGCGUGGAAGCGCUGGUCAAACGGCUGACUAUAGUCCCGGGCGAAGACCGGCUGUCCGUUCAGGCCAAUCAAAAUGCGACGCUUUUAUUCCGGGCGCUCUUGAGGUCGACUCUAUGCACGCGAAAGAUCACAGAACAGGACAGACUGUCCUCCGAGGCCUUUGAUUGGCUGAUUGGAGAGAUUGAGACCCGUUUCCAACAAUCACAGGUCCAACCGGGAGAGAUGGUCGGCCCACUCGCCGCACAAUCACUCGGAGAACCGGCCACUCAAAUGACUCUCAAUACCUUCCAUUACGCCGGAGUGUCCGCUAAGAACGUGACGUUAGGUGUCCCUCGACUGAAGGAAAUCAUAAACAUCUCGAAGAAGCCUAAGACCCCAUCCCUGACAGUCUUCCUGACGGGUGCGGCGGCCAGGGAUGCGGAGAAGGCGAAGGACGUGUUGUGCCGUUUAGAACACACGACACUCCGGAAGGUGACGGCAAACACCGCCAUAUACUACGAUCCCGAUCCUCUCAACAGUGUUAUCGCUGAGGACCAGGAGUUUGUGAACGUCUACUACGAAAUGCCAGACUUCGACACCUCUCGGAUCAGUCCAUGGCUUCUGAGGAUAGAGUUGGACCGCAAACGCAUGACAGACAAGAAGCUAACGAUGGAAGCGAUCGCUGAGAAGAUUAACGCGGGUUUUGGUGAUGACCUCAACUGCAUCUUCAACGACGACAACGCGGAGAAACUCAUACUUCGGAUACGGAUUAUGAACUCAGAGGAGAAGAUGGAAGACGAGGAACAGGUCGACAAAAUGGAAGACGACGUCUUCCUCAGGUGUAUUGAGGCCUCUAUGCUGUCGGACAUCACUCUUCAGGGCAUCGAAAGCAUAAUCAAAGUGUAUAUGCAUUUGCCGACCACUGAUAAUCAUAAGCGCAUUAUAAUCACAGAAACGGGUGAAUACAAAGCCAUAGCUGAAUGGCUUCUGGAGACUGACGGCACGUCACUAAUGCGGGUGCUAUCGGAACAGUAUGUCGAUCCCGUGCGCACCUACUCUAACGAUAUCUGCGAGAUAUUCGCGACUCUGGGUAUCGAAGCCGUGCGGAAAGCCGUCGAGAAAGAGAUGAAUCACGUGUUGAGUUUCGACGGCUCGUACGUCAACUACAGACACCUGGCCUUACUGUGCGAUGUUAUGACAGCCAAAGGACAUCUCAUGGCUAUCACCAGACACGGCAUUAAUCGUCAGGAUGUCGGCGCUCUUAUGAGGUGUUCCUUCGAGGAGACGGUAGAUGUGCUCAUAGACGCCGCCACUCACGCCGAGGUCGACCAUUUGAGGGGUGUCUCAGAGAACAUAAUUAUGGGACAGUUGGCUAAGAUAGGUAGCGGUGCAUUCGGUAUGCUUUUGGACCCGGAUAAGUGUAAACAAGGCAUAGAAAUACCCACUAAUAUGCCGGGAAUGGGAGCGUUGGGCGGCGGUAUUUUCUUCGGCAGCGCCGACUCGCCCUCUAUGGCUGGUAUGACACCGGCGAUGACCCCCUGGGGACAGGGAGCCACACCGGCCUACGGACAGGCCUGGUCACCGGGACUGGGACUCGGAAUGACUCCAUCAGCCGCUGGCUUUUCACCGGCGGCUUCGGACGCCAGUGGACUAUCGCCCGGCUAUUCGCCCGGUUGGUCGCCACAGCCCGGUUCUCCCGGCUCUCCCUCGCCAUACCUCACGUCCCCGUCCUAUUCGCCGGCCUACGCGCCGAUGUCUCCCGGAGCGGGACCUUCUAGUCCCACAUAUUCACCCACCAGUCCCUCGUACUCACCAACGAGUCCGUCGUAUUCGCCAACGUCUCCAAAAUAUUCGCCUACGAGUCCGAACUACUCGCCCACCAGUCCGUCAUAUUCUCCUACCAGUCCCUCGUACUCACCGACGAGUCCGUCGUACUCGCCGACCAGUCCUUCAUAUUCUCCAACCAGUCCUUCGUAUGUAUUCGCCGACCAGUCCUUCCUAUUCUCCGACAUCGCCCUCCUAUUCGCCUACCAGUCCGUCGUACUCUCCCACCAGUCCCUCUUACUCGCCGACCAGCCCUUCCUACUCGCCUACCAGUCCUUCCUAUUCUCCAACUUCGCCGUCUUAUUCACCGACGAGUCCAUCGUAUUCGCCGAGCAGUCCCUCUUAUUCCCCGACGUCUCCCUCUUACUCGCCUACCAGUCCCUCGUACUCACCAACCAGUCCUUCGUACAGCCCGUCCUCGCCCUCCUAUUCUCCCGGUUCCGUUAUUCCCCGACCAGCCCGUCCUACUCGCCCGCCAGUCCCACAUACAGCCCAUCGUCGCCGCGCUACACACCCGCCUCUCCCAGCUAUUCGCCGACCAGCCCCUCCUAUUCACCUACCAGUCCCUCCUAUUCGCCGACUAGUCCCGGCUAUUCGCCCAGUAGUCCGAAGUACACGCCUACC